This is a messenger RNA of Centropristis striata (black sea bass), 654 nucleotides long. RefSeq names its product LSM8 homolog, U6 small nuclear RNA associated (gene lsm8). The transcript has 4 exons. The record is from RefSeq and is a predicted model, not a curated record. Gene Ontology annotation, biological process: mRNA splicing, via spliceosome. The coding region runs from base 183 to 473 and encodes 96 amino acids. Gene Ontology annotation, molecular function: RNA binding. Gene Ontology annotation, cellular component: precatalytic spliceosome; U4/U6 x U5 tri-snRNP complex; U6 snRNP. Lineage: Eukaryota; Metazoa; Chordata; Actinopteri; Perciformes; Serranidae.
CGCUCUGCUCUCCCGCCUGCUCCGCUCGGUGACUCUGCUCGGGAUUACUUCUGUCUGUCCUCCGGUGUGUUAUCGCUGUUAGCUGUUAGCAUCUUUAGCCGCAGUUUCUACCGCCAGAGAACCGGUGGGAGCAUCAAACCGACUCCUCUGCGGGAUAAAGAAGCCCGAGCCCGGCAGGAAGCAUGUCCACCGCCCUGGAGAGCUACAUCAACCGUACUGUGGCCAUCAUCACCUCAGACGGCAGGAUGAUCGUGGGCACUCUGAAGGGCUUCGACCAGACCAUCAACCUGAUCCUGGAUGAGAGUCAUGAACGCGUCUUCAGCUCCAGUCAGGGGGUGGAGCAGGUGGUGCUGGGGCUCUACAUCGUCAGAGGAGACAACGUGGCGGUGAUCGGGGAGAUCGACGAGGAGACCGACUCCACGCUGGAUCUAGGAAACAUCCGAGCCGAGCCGCUCAACUCUGUGGUGCACUGACCUUUGACCCCUGACCCCCAGUCACAGGACGGGAGCCUGACCAGGGUCAGGGUUCAGACUGACCCGGACCAGCUGAGACCUGGACCAGAGACCUGGACCAGAGACCUGGACCCCCUCUCCUGACAGACUCCUGCUCCUCGUCUUUCUGUUUGUAUUUUUAUAAAUAAAGAUUUGUUCCAGU